UUCCAUCUGUCCACCUAUCACGUCGUACGCGUUCCUGGCGAUGGCCCCCUGUUCCCACAACAAGCGUCCUCGUAGUGCCCAUACCGGGCAGUUCGUUAGCAGGGAAAUCGUUAUGGGUUUUGCUGUGCACGAAGUCAUGGUGUCCACAGACACCAAGAAGCUUUUUAUGACUGUAAAGUUCAACAUUGCAGGGACAUCCACUCUGUGUUUUUCAGAUGACAUGACUUUGAAAAUAGAUUAA
Messenger RNA from Blastomyces gilchristii SLH14081, 241 nucleotides. RefSeq lists its product as uncharacterized. NCBI's taxonomy places the organism in Eukaryota, Fungi, Ascomycota, Eurotiomycetes, Onygenales, Ajellomycetaceae. The record is from RefSeq and is a predicted model, not a curated record. The transcript is spliced from 3 exons. Bases 41 to 241 code for a protein of 66 amino acids.